Molecule: messenger RNA, 1764 nt
Organism: Helianthus annuus (common sunflower)
Lineage: Eukaryota; Viridiplantae; Streptophyta; Magnoliopsida; Asterales; Asteraceae
Exons: 7
Coding region: 1-1764 (587 amino acids)
Source: RefSeq, a predicted model, not a curated record
AUGUCAUCUUCCUCCGAGAGUGGAGUGUCAGACACACUGGAUCCUGUAGCCAUAGUAUCAGAUGACGAGAUUCUUCCAGAGGACGAGGUUUUCACUUCAGAUACGACGAGUAGUGACGACGAUGACUUCCAGCCCUUCGCCUUACCGGACUUCGAAGAUGAUUUACCUUUAGCUGAUGGCUUUCUUGUCGGGGAUCUACCUCUUGCUCAGAUCCGUGCACCUAUCCCUCUUGCUGCUCUUCCUGUUGAGGAUCUACCUCUCGACGAUAUGUCGGACGACGACAUCGAUCUGUUCAUCGAGGGUCCCCCUGAGGACGAUCAGGAUGGCGGGGCUCCGAUUGAUGAUGAUGUUGCUAUUCCUUUCGAGGCUCCAGUUGUUGAUGCCAGUGUUUUUCCUGUCGAGGCUCCUGUUGUGGAGGCUUUAUCAGACCAGUCUGGUCCCGAUUCGUUUGAGUCCUUGUCAUCUUCUACACUUCAUGCACUGGGAUUACAGCGGUAUCCCACAGACACUGAUUCUGACACCGCCAUGUCUGCAGCGCCUGAUUCGCCGCAGGAUUUCGAGUUCGGAGAUGAGUUCGACCCUGACCUUUCGGACGAUUUCGAUCCAGACCAUGAGAUUGAGUUUAUCCCAGAGGAGCAGCCUGAUGAGGCACCUCUUCCUCACGACCCUUUACCCGUGCACAGCCCUAUCCUUGUUGAUGUGCCAGUUGUUGCACCACCAGUUGUUGGUGUUCCAGUUGUUGCACCACCAGUUGUUGAUGUCCCAGUUGUUGCACCUCUGCCUAACCCUAUACCUGUCUUUAUUGACCGUGCACCUUUUGCUACACACGUUGACCCUAUAUAUGCUCACACCCGCAAUGGGUGGAUUGAGGAUGACGACGACUAUUCUCCUUUUGUUCGACCAGUCACUCCCCGUCUUGUCCCUGUUCAGUUACCCGUUGAUGUCCCACAGUUUCACCCUCAUGUGUCAGACGUUCACCGCAUGGAUUUACCUGUCACAUUUCUUCAGGACAUUCCUCCUCCCCGUCCAGGGGAAGGACCUUCUAGUCAGCAGCACGAUCACAUACCACCUGUGUCAACAGCCUAUCCAUUUAUGCCCCCAUUUGCACCUGCUACACACACUGCUUUUCCCCUGCACCCAUGGCUCCAACAGGAUAUGUUGAGUCGUAGAGUCACAGAGCUCGAGAGGAUCCCACAUCCUCUACCUUUUGCUGAUCUAUCACAGCCUGCUUUCCCACAUGCUUCACUGUUUCCUUACCCGGAUUUUGGUAUCCGUUUUCUCACCAUGGAGCAGAAGAUCGCCUGUUUGUUGCGUAUUGUGCAUGCACUCGAGGAGGAUUUGAUUGUAGACGAUUCAGACAAGGGUGAGAAGAUGCCACCACGAAGGGAAAACCGUUUGCCCACUACUGAGGCCGAAUUACAAGCAAGGAUCUCCCAAGCAAUAGCAGAUUACGAGGCCUCACGCGCCGAAACUAGCGGGAAUACCUCGAGGAACAACCCACCAAAUGGCUGUACUUUUAAGCAAUUUUUAGACUGUAAACCGCUAAACUUUGACGGCACCGGGGGUGCUGUGGCUUAUGUUCGAUGGACGGAGAAGACGGAUUCCGUCCAAACUCUGGGAGAGGCCGCAACAUACGCUUUGACUUGGACCGAGCUGAAUGAGCUCAUGCGUAAAAAGUAUUGCUCCAGGGCCGAGAUUCAGAAGCUGGAAACGGAAUUUUGGAACCUAAAGAUGGACAGCCCGAAGAUCGCCGAGUAUGUAUAG